UUCUUCACUGAAGUUUGCAAAAUUGGACUUCCGGUUAUCUUUUGUGCGGUCGAUUUUCGUAUUUCUGACUAAGAAUCAGUGAUGGCCAUGGAGAGAUCAGAUAGUCUGACAGUCAUGAAGUCUCUGACAGCUGACUAUGGUGAAGAUUCUGAUGAGGAGAUACCAUCAGCUGUAGACAACAUCUCAGAUGAAGAAACACAAGAACUUCUUGCCAAACAAGAGCCACGCCCAUCUUCCUUACCAAAUCUACAAAAUGAUAAUUCCAACUCUAGUGUUCCUGAAAAACCACCCACUAAGCUAGUGUCCUAUGGACCUGAUGAUCAGGAAGAUGAAGAAAGUCAAUCAGAAGAAGAAGUGGAGGAAGAAAGUGAUCUUUUAGAUAUACAGAAAACUGAUAUUGAGGAAAAGGUUUUAGAUACUCAAGAUGCCUCUGCUCUGUCACGGAAAGUCCGGAACAUGUCAGCAGAAGAAAUACAAAUCCCUCCAGAACCUGUAGGACGAUGCUCAAAAGAAUUACAAGAAAAGAUUGCUCGAAACUAUGAUCGCAUGUUGAAGAGUGGCUACAGCAACAAUGUGAUGAUUCAACAGAGAAAAGAUUUUAGAAAUCCAAGUAUAUAUGAAAAGUUAAUAGAGUUUUUGCACAUAGAAGGAACAAAGGAACAAACUUUCCUCCUGAUAUCUUUAAUCCUCAAAUGUGGACUAAAGAAUCAUUUUAUGACGAAUUAUAAAACCAGAAGAAGGAGAUGGAAGCGGAGAAGGAGGCGGAAGGACAGAACCAAGAUUGAUUUCAUUGUUGGUUCGAAGAAGGUCUCUUCCUCCAGUGAUGGUUCAGCACCUGAUGAAAAGAAAAGGAAAACCAAGUGGGACAGUCAGCCACAGGUGUCCUCCGCAGUCCGCUCAUCGAACAUGCCAAACCCAUCAGUUGUAACCUUGACAACGUCGGCAACAGGGACUAAAACAACAGUCAUAUCAGCCAUCGGUAGUAUUACAAAAAAGUCAAGUCAGAAAUGACGGUAGUUGAUUUCAUAAAAUAUAUACCAGUGCAUUACCUCGUUAGCUCACCUGAGUUAAAAGGACCAGUUAGCUCACCUGGUUAGAAUGUAAAGUCAGAUGAAAUCAGCUGUUAUCUGAAAGUCUGUUCAUAUUCACACAAGAGCUGAAAUACUUGUAAAUAUAACUCUGUCAUGUAGCUGAAAGGGUCAUUUACUAGGUUAUAAUAUCCAAAGAAAUAUCAUUUUUCAAGUCAUUGUAUGUCAGAUACAACCAACAGUAUCAAACCGUGAAAAACUCACAGAAUAUCAAACUGUUUCACUGCCUUGAUGCAGCUUUGUAUAGAACUGUAUUAUGAAGAGCAGUGUGUGUCUGUCUACCAUGUUGGCUACUGUAGGACUGCAACCCAAGUUAAGGCCUCAUGCUACUGCUACCCUAAGCCAACCUAAGCCAACCCGAUCUCUGGUAGCCUUUUUUUCAAUUAUAAUUGAGUGACACUUUGGGUGAUAUUUAUUAAAAGUAAUACUGCUGAUAUAUCCCCAGGGUUUAACCUCGACUCACAAACAUGGACAUCCUGGGGACCCCCAAUUAUUAGUUUAAAGCUCCUUGGUGACAAUCACGAGGGGCCCUGUGAAGUAAUAGUGUAGAGAAAUAUCACGUUUUGAUAAAUUCUAUAGAGUCUGGAAUGAAUCAUUGAUCAUUUGGACACUUGACACUUUCGUAUGUCAAGGCUAAUCAUGGGGUUUUGAUAAUGUUUCUGUCUAUAAAAGUAUUGAAAUCCAUUUCAGGUCUCAUUUGGCCUUGUUUUACGUUUUACUGUGUAUUUAGGGAGUGUUUUGAAACUGUUUUGAGGCAGAGAUUUAUAUACAUUCUGAUUUCUUUGGGGCUAGUUUGCCAUUAUAGUUUCAGCCCGUUGAGAUUUCUUCUGGGUAAAGAUGGGUUCCUUGUGCUUAAUACUUGUCAUAAAGGAAUGGAUGUAUACAUGUGUGAGGGUGAUCUUUGUGUGGUCUUACUGGGCAGCAAGGAUAGUUAUCAAAACUGGUUGGCCUUUGAGACUCAGAAUAUCAUCCUAUAUUCAAAAUAUUUUGACUGCUGCAUAAAACAACAGUCAUCGGCAUUAUUCAUUUUGUGUGAAAGGGAUUAAUUAGUAACCAAUAGUUUCAAGUAAGGAAGAUGUGCCAUUUUAUGAAAGGCAGUCAGCUGUUGAGACAUCACUAAAUAUCAGAUCUGUUAACAUCACGUCAAGUCAACAACAUUGCCAUUCAUUGUAAAUAUGACCAUUGACAAG
Haliotis rubra (blacklip abalone) is the source of this 2278-nucleotide messenger RNA. RefSeq names its product SAP30-binding protein-like. NCBI's taxonomy places the organism in Eukaryota, Metazoa, Mollusca, Gastropoda, Lepetellida, Haliotidae. The record is from RefSeq and is a predicted model, not a curated record. Gene Ontology annotation, biological process: regulation of DNA-templated transcription. Gene Ontology annotation, cellular component: nucleus.